CUUGUCGUUCAAAUCUGUGCUCCGCGCCAUCUCUGUGAGCAACUUGCGUAUCGUGCUGCGCUUUUAUUGAGUGUUGUUUUGUGGUGAAAUAUUUGGUUUACUGGAAAAAUUUGGAUUUGUAUCGAGUCUUAUUGAUUUUUGAAACAGGAACUGCACACACCAUCCUGUGUUUGACUGCAUACAUCCUGAACGCCUUAGAAAAUGAAGGACAUAGUUCGACUGUGGAACAGAUUGGUUGGUGGUACCUACGACGUUGUCAACACCAAUGCCAGAUUUAAGAACUGUCCUUACAAGGAUCCAGUUUGCAUCGAAAAGGGCAGUAUUCCUGAAAAAAGGGGUGCCAAAGUCGGUAGCAGAAAGUGGGCCAUCAGUUUUGCAGUCCUUGGUAUAGCUUCCUUCAUAUCAGGAAUAUUGAUAUUCAUCAUAAACCCAUACGAUCUCAUCUACAGAUAUAAAAUAAUGUUUGGAGAGGGAGGAGAGGUUUUUGAUUUGUGGAGAGUACCUCCAGUAGACCUUUAUCUUCGAGUCUUCCUUUGGAACAUCACCAACAAAGAGGAGUAUAUGAGUGGUAUAGAUAAUAAACUGAAGAUACAAGAAGUUGGUCCCUAUGUUUACAAGGAAUUGAUGUCUCAUGAGAACAUAACCUUCAACGACAACUUCACGGUUUCUGCCAUACCAAGCCAUCCCUUGGUCUUUGUGCCAGAAAUGUCCGAAGGAAGACUAGAAAACGACACCAUGAUCCUACCCAACAUUGCCCUUCUGAGUAUAGCCCAAGUAGUAUCCGACGAAAACUCUUACUUCACCAGGUUAGGCUUAAACAUGCUUAUACGUCAAAUUGACCAACAGCCUUUAGUCCAAAUGACAGCGAGAGAGUUCAUGUUCAACUACACAAACUCUCUAAUGAGCCUUGGCAAUCAGUUCAUGCCCGGUUGGAUCACUUUCAAGAACCUUGGUCUCAUCGACAGGAUGUAUGACUUCGACGGAGACUUCGAAACUGUGUACACUGGAGAAGACGACAUUAAGAAGGCAGGACUGAUAGACAUGUGGAGAGGUUCGACAAAGAUACCCCAAUGGGAAAUGCCUUGCGGAAAUGUCAGGGGAGCCUCUGAUGGUGCAAAGUUCCCUGCUUUUAUCGAGAAGGACGAAAAGCUUCUGUUUUACAGAAAGAGUAUGUGCAGGGCUAAAUAUUUGGUAAAAGUCAAUGAAACCGUAAAGGAUAGCUUCCAAUCCUACGUGUACAACUUCCAAGAAGACUCUCCUGAAACAGAAAAAUGUUUGUGUUACGAUAAAUCAAAUUGCUUCCCCAGAGGACUCCUUGAUGUUCACGGGUGUUACUACGGUUUUCCAAUAGCUCUGAGCAGUCCUCAUUUCUAUAAUAAUGACCCCAUUCUCAAGGCCAAAGUUGAAGGAGUUAAUCCUGAUGCUUCCAAGCAUGAUUCUUACUUCGUAAUAGAACCUAAAUCUGGAGUACCAGUCGAAUUAAGGGCUAAUUUCCAGAUCAACAUGGCUCUUAGAGAUAUAACUUCAAUAGCUCAUGUUGACAAAUUUGCCAACAUGGUUUUGCCACUCUUGUGGGCUGAGUUUAGGAUGUAUGGUUUACCAGACAGCCUUAGAAUGAGACUACAACUAUACCUACAUAUCUUACCACUGGUAACAGAUGUCCUGAUGUAUACUUGUCUGAUAGGAGGCUUCUUUAUCCUUAUCUACUCAGUAUAUCGACUCACCCAGCUCAAAAACAACACGAAGAGGAGACAAGCUCCGUGGAUCCAUGAUGCGCCACAUUACAUUAAGAACACACUUUCAAGCUAUAGAAGUGAGAAGGAUCAAUACAAUAAUCCAACUGACAAAGAACUAGAAACAUAUUAUACCAGUGUAAUAAUUCCUUUAACCCAGGAGUUAGAAGAGACUGGUGAACUCAAGAGGUCUAGUGCAACUGCAUGAAAGCUUAUUAGACUUUUAAUUUAUUUCUGUGAUUACUAGUUUCUACUCAGAUCAAAAUAAUCAUGUUUGGAUGUAGCCAAUCAGAAUUCAGAUCUUGUUAUAGUGAAAAGAUCAGUGGUUCCUACCAAUCAGUGAUUUGGGCAAAUGGGUGAGGCUUGACUAGAUUGAUAUCAGUUCCUGAUUGAAUUUAAUGAUAUUUGAAUGCAAUGUCUGUAUGUUUCAAUUGUUGGCAAUUGAAAAGUUUCGAAAAUCUGAACUAAAGAAAGAAGCAAAUUUGAAUAACCAUAAACAUCUGUUGAAUGUAGGAAAUUAACAUUUUACUAAGUUUGAAUUGAAUGAGAAUAUACCCACUUUCGAUAAAUUCCAAUGAGAAGACAUAUUAAACCUCAGUUUAUUGAAAAUAUUUAAUAAAAUAAAUUACCUAUCUGUGAUAGUGAAAUGUUGAUUUGAAGGGUAAUUUUAAUCAGAUACAGGCGUCUACAUUUUUGCCUUGUAGUUUUGUUUUAAAAACACAAAAUGUAAUAAUGCUUUACAUCUGAUGUGUGAUAUUAUUUUUUUUAACUUAACAAUUUUGAAUGUUGAGAUAUUUUUAUGAUAAGGAGAGCAAUACUUGGUGCAUUAAGAAGUUUCUCAUAUUAUUAUCAUUUUAGUGGUAGAACUUUACAGGGUGACUGCAUAUUUAUUUAUUUUAGAUAAAUUAGGAACACACUCAUCAGUAUUUUGCGAUUUGUAAUAGAUUUAUAUCAUAACAAGUAUUCAGCAAUUCAUUACUAAAAAAAAAAAAAAAAUUAAAAAAAAUUGUAAAAUGUCAUAUAAAUAUAAAAAAAAUCAACCAAUAUAUCUAUUCCUUUUUGCAGAUUAUUGAAUAAUAGUGUUAUGUUCAGUCUAAUUUUUUUAUUGUCAUCAAGAUAAAUAAUUUUGUAAUUAUUUAUACAAAACGAGAAUACAAAGAAACACUGUUAAUAAUAUAAUGAAUUUAAGAAUGUGCCGGGUAAUGUACAAGAGAAGAAUAUAAAGAAAAAUAAAACUAUUUUCUUAGUUA
Harmonia axyridis is the source of this 2983-nucleotide messenger RNA. Its product is annotated as scavenger receptor class B member 1. Gene Ontology annotation, cellular component: membrane; cytoplasm. Lineage: Eukaryota; Metazoa; Arthropoda; Insecta; Coleoptera; Coccinellidae. Gene Ontology annotation, molecular function: scavenger receptor activity. The record is from RefSeq and is a predicted model, not a curated record. Bases 202 to 1941 code for a protein of 579 amino acids. The transcript has 10 exons.